This is a messenger RNA of Papaver somniferum (opium poppy), 582 nucleotides long. Its product is annotated as ribosomal L1 domain-containing protein CG13096-like. Bases 1 to 582 code for a protein of 193 amino acids. NCBI's taxonomy places the organism in Eukaryota, Viridiplantae, Streptophyta, Magnoliopsida, Ranunculales, Papaveraceae. The transcript has a single exon. The record is from RefSeq and is a predicted model, not a curated record.
AUGGUGACUUCCAGCAACAACGAUUAUGAUUAUUACUAUUCUUCUAGUUCUUCCGAAGAGGAUUCCAAGACUUAUGUAGCCAAAGCUCGAGCCAAGAAGGAUCAUGUUAAGGAAAUGAAACAAAACAUGCCUCUUAACGACCGUAAAGUUACUCAUGAUGAACUCUUGAAGAGAAAAGCCGAGGAUGAGGCGUUAGCUGAUUAUCGACAAAGGAGGGACCGAUUCCAGCGCAGACAGUUAGCAGCUGAGGAGAAACUUCGAUCUUGUACCGACGAUGUAGCUUCGGAUGCUUCGGAAGACGAACCCGUGUGGGUGCCACGGGAGCGCAAAAUUAAGCCACAUCGGCGUACCAGGGAGAUUGAGCGAUUGGUUGAAGCUGACCUCGAAGCUGAGCGUAAAGAAGAAGAGUACUGGGAUAUGAUGUACAGUGAUCCUGAUGAAAGACCAUACUUCCUCGAUGGCCCUAACAGUGACUCUGAGGAAGAACCUGAUGAGGAUUCUUUGAAAGACAACAAUGAUGACGAAUCUGAUAAUUCUGACAAAUAUGACGAUUCCGAUGAAUCUGAUGCAUCUAAUGAUUAG